Messenger RNA from Nelumbo nucifera (sacred lotus), 4298 nucleotides. Its product is annotated as COP1-interacting protein 7-like. The record is from RefSeq and is a predicted model, not a curated record. NCBI's taxonomy places the organism in Eukaryota, Viridiplantae, Streptophyta, Magnoliopsida, Proteales, Nelumbonaceae.
AGGGAGAGACGGGAAAAAAAAGGUGUCGGCAUGCCUUGCGGGGCCUACUUUCAUAUCGUCAAAUCCUCGUUCGCAUGUGCAAAGCUUCAUCAGUUCUUGCUGGCACUGGCGAUCCAUAUCCACCCCACCUCUCUGUCUCUCUCUCAGAGAGACAGACGGAUAGAUAGAUAGAUAGAGAGAGAGAGAGACUCAUAGAGUAGAUGAAUUACGGGUGCUGAGAUCUUUCUCCGGGACGAUGUACUUCUGAAGCUCCCUGUUUCUAUCCAAGUUCUUGCCCCCUGUCUGUUACUAUGGAUUCGAGAAUUCGUCUCGAUUAUGCUCUGUUUCAGCUCACCCCAACCAGAACCAGGUGUGACUUUGUUGUCUUCUACGGAGGUAAGAACGAGAAACUAGCGUCUGGGCUGCUCGAACCGUUCAUUUCUCACCUCAAAUUUGCCAAAGAGAAGAUAUCCAAGGGUGGCUACUCCAUUGCUCUUCGCCCACCUACUUCAGAUGCCUCCUGGUUCACUAAAGGCACAUUGGAACGAUUUGUCCGGUUUGUGAGCACGCCUGAAGUUCUCGAGAGGUUUGUUACAAUUGAAAAGGAGAUCUCGCAGAUUGAGACUUCAGUAGUUCAAACAUCCAAUGAGUUUUCAAACCACACUGUCGCAGGACAAACCGAAGAAGGCAAUGUUGCAGCUAUUGAUGGGAAUGCCAAGAAAUCACCUUCUUCCACUAAGUCAAAAGGCGAAUCUAAUGAUGUUGAUGAGGAUGCACAAGAAGAGAACUCCAAGAUUCACCUCCAGCGUCUUUUGGAGACUCGGAAAGCAGUUCUUCGGAAAGAACAGGCAAUGGCUUAUGCCCGUGCAUGUGUUGCUGGAUAUGAAAUGGACCAAAUUGGCGAUCUCAUCUCCUUUGCUGAUGCUUUUGGGGCUGCACGUUUAAGGGAAGCAUGCAUAAAUUUCAAGGAGUUGUGCAAUAGAAAGCAUGAUGAUGGGCUUUGGAUGGAUGAACUAGCAGCAAUGGAAGCCUGCCCUCAGCCAGAGCUUCCAUACUUGGGAACAUCUGGGAUUAUACUGACUACUGAAAGCAAUAACCUUGGCCAGGGUAUCAUGUCAAAUAUCCAGAAUGGUUUCUCCAAUGGGCAACUUGAUCCAAAUGGAUCAUUAGAUACUUCAGUGUCUGAUUCAAUCGUAAGUCACACAAGUUCAGAAAUAAAUCAAGAUAAUAGCUUGCCGACGUCGGGUCAGGUUCCACCAGCAUCUGCCAAAGCUCAAGGUCCAAUGCCAUGGCAAAAUCAGCUUCCGCAGUACAUGUACAAUUUCCACAACCCAGGUAUUCAACAAAUGCCCCCAUAUCAAGGAUAUCCCUUCAACAGCAUGCAGAUUUUUCCUCCCUAUUAUCCAGGGCAUAUGCAAUGGUCUCCAAACGGUGAAGAAUCUGGCCAUGAUCUUGCCCGUGAACCUGAUUACCGUCACAGUCAUAAAUCACUUUCCAGAAAAAAAGAGAAAUCACCAAAUAAACAAGAAGAAGAAGGUUCAGAACAAGAUGGAUCCAGCGAUCCCAGUGCCUCUUCUGGUAGUGAGUCAGAUGGAUAUUCACAGAAAGAUGGGAAGCAUUCUGCAAAGGAGCAGUCACAGAAAAGAAGGAAUAGAAAGAAGUCUUCAAGAAUGGUUGUUAUCCGCAACAUUAAUUACAUCACUUCCAAGAAACGAGAAGGACAAAAGGAUGAUGCAUCUGAUGAGUCAUCUUCAGCUGAAGAUGAAUUCAUUGAUGGAGAUUCCCUUAAACAGAAGGUGGAGGACGCAGUUGGGUCUUUGGAGAAACAUCACAAGUCAAAUUCACGUCAUCAUAAAAAGAGAGGUGGGGACAAGCAUUCCACCAUUACAGAUGGAUCAAAUGGUGUGGUUAAUCAUGAUCUUGAGGGUGAUGAUGAUGCAUAUGUUUCGCAGGGAGGGAAAAUAUCUGAGAACUGGGACACUUUCCAAAGCCUUCUGAUGGGACAUGAGGACUCAGGUGCUAAUGGCGUAGAAAAACAGCAGACUGUGGAUGUUCGAGAUGAAUUUGUUACUAUCAGGAGUUCUGACUCAGGAGCACUAUCUGAGUUCACAGGUGCAGUACACCUGGAAUCAGAGAAAGGAACAAAGCAACGACCUAUUGCAAAUGAUUCCUUCCUUAUGUCUGACAGAAAUGCAGCUAAUGAAAGCAGGACUUGCAUGGAAAAUUUUGAAAGUGGAGAAAAUUUCCACUCAACUGUGAAGAGAAGGGAAUGCACUGAUGAAGAGUUGUUAUUUUCAUUGAGAAUAGGGAAUUCAGAGGGAAAGUUCAGGGAUGUGGUAUCUGAUUGUGUCACUGAACCAUCUGUGCUCAAAAGUCAUAAAGGAGAGGAUUGGUUUAUUGUCAACCAACCUGAGAAAUUGAGGGACCAAUAUGGAACCACAGAUCAUGCAAUUUUCAAUGGGGAUCACAAGUUGACAACAGAGGGUGGCUUUUUUGGCACUGAGAACAAUAAGAAGAAUGUGUUUGUUGAUGAUUCUUUUAUGGUGCAGGCUCGAUCAAUAGUCGAUGAUCAAUAUGAUUCUCAAUGGAGAACAGAUGUAGGCAUGGAUGCUGACUUUAGUGUAGCUACUCAGCAUGAAAGUAGCACUCCCGAUCCCCCAGGGGAUCGUCUUAGAAUGUCUGGAACCUAUGAGCCAGAUGAUCUCUACAUGGUGCUUGACCGAGGUUCAGGAGUGGGAUCUAUUGAGGCUUCUUGGACUCCUGAAAUAGAUUAUGGAAAUGAUAUUUCGUUUUCUGAAAAUGAAAAGAGACGCUCUAGUAUUGAAACAAAUGGUUGUGACAAGGAUGAUCCCUGUAAUGAAAGCACCAAGAAUGGAAGUCCUGAAACAAAAGGCCCAGUGAAAGAAGUGAAUUCUAAAAACCUGCGUGGAUCUCUUACAAAGACCAGACCUGAAAGUAUAUCAAGAACCAAGAAACCGUCCACUGUAAGCAGAGCUGCAGUUCAAAAGACUAAACAGGAGAAGGAGGAAGAGAACCGGAAGAGAAUGGAGGAAUUGCUACUUCAACGUCAAAAGAGGAUUGCUGAACGAAGUGCAGCUAAUGGUUUUACUUCAGCAACAUCUAAGAAGUCUCCAGUAACCAACAAGACUGCAAAUUCCCUGAAGAAUGACAAGAAAACAUCUCAAACCACAAGUCAUGAAACAAAGAGGUUAAGUUUACACAGACCAAGUGUUGCAAAUUCAACAACAGAUGGCCCUGCAUCUGGACAAAUCAAACACAAAGGUUCAUCAACUCCUCCAUUAAAUUCAUCUGAACCAAGAAAAACAGGUCCAAAAGUCAGUGUAGGGGUGGCUUCUCCCUUGGCACGGAGGAUGUGAAUAAGAAGAAAAUUUUCAAAUCAGGGCAGGAAGGACAAUGACCAAAUUGAUGUCUCAGCUAUUACACCUUAGGCAGAAUUAAGAACCAUACAAGGAAUUACACCUCAAAUUAUGUUGUGAAUGAGUGAGCAGGCAAAGGCAUCUCAAGUAGAUAACUUCGGCAACGGAAGCUGUGAAGAUCAUUUGCUUUGUUUGGGGGGUGUCGAGUUGGCUUCAGUCAUAAAUCACUCAGACAGUUUUACACAGUCACACCUCAGAAAUCAAUGGAUUCAUUACUGACACAAUGGUAAUUCCCCUGAUAACUACACCCAAAAAGGCACAAAGAAUAAGAAAUUUCCAGUCUCAUCUGAAAUUUCAGAUAGAAAUCCCUCAACCUGGUUGAGUCAAUCCUAUCACCAACUAAUGGAAGUAUCACAGAGCCAAUCCACCUGAGAAAGAAUAGAAACUGUGCAGCUUCAAAGGGGUUAUAGAAACUUCUUAUAUUUGGUUGGAAAAAUGGAAAGCCUGCUCCUAUUUGGAUUAAAAUUGGACUCAGUUAGUUCUGUCAUAAUCUCGUGUUUCUACUUGAGGAGCCAUAUUUGCAUUUAUCUUCCAUUUUGGAUAAUGGAAUGAGUCAAUGCAGGAUUACCUACUGAAUGGUCCCUCUGUCAGUGGGUUAUAACUACUGUUUGGCUUUUUUGCAUUUUUCUAUCUUGCUUUGGUACUUCCUUUUCAAUUGAGGAUGCACCUACGCUCAAAUUUAAACGAGUGAUUGUGUAGCUGUGUGGGUCAAAUAUAUCUUAGCAGUUGUGGCCAUGUUUUGAAAAUUCAUUUUGUUUGUACUUAAUAUCCAUGUGUAAUCUAUUCUUUAUGGUGAGUGAUUCUUUUGGGAUAUGAAUAAUGAACCACCUCUGCUUUGUAAUAUUAUUAUCUGUAAUGUGAAGUAGUUAUAUUCAUUUCUAA